Molecule: messenger RNA, 1794 nt
Organism: Eupeodes corollae
Lineage: Eukaryota; Metazoa; Arthropoda; Insecta; Diptera; Syrphidae
Product: probable 4-coumarate--CoA ligase 1
Exons: 4
Coding region: 107-1738 (543 amino acids)
Biological process (GO): fatty-acyl-CoA biosynthetic process; long-chain fatty acid metabolic process
Molecular function (GO): long-chain fatty acid-CoA ligase activity
Source: RefSeq, a predicted model, not a curated record
GAGUUUUAUAAUCAUUUAAACUCUUGAUACGAUUGGUGAUUCUAUUUUAAGUUAAAUUGUUCGCGGUUUGCUAUCGUGAAGUUUAAACAAAAAUACAAUAAAUUCAAUGUCCGCAAAAUCAACUGAAACACGGACUCAUUUUGAUCCUGAAACAAGGACAUGGAGUGGUCCAAAAGUGAAUAAUUUAAAAUCAGGACCUGAUGUUUCUGUGGGACGUUGUAUAGUUGAAGGAUUACUCAAAUCACCUGAACACAUAACACAGAUCUGUCACAAUAAUGGAAAACAAUAUACCAACAAGCAAAUCCUUACAAUGAGCAUUCGGAUAGCUCAACAUCUUGAAGAACUUGGAAUUCAACAAGAAGAUGUUAUUGGGAUUUGUGCUUCUAACACCGACUACUUAGCUCCUUUGGUAUUUGGAUCUCUUCUCUGUGGAGCAAUAAUCAGUUCCCUAGAUCCUUCAUUUGACAAAGAUGGCAUUCGACAUACCUUCAAUAUUAGCAAACCUAAAAUCACAUUUUGCGAUGGCGAAAUAUACCAACUUGUAAAAGAGUCCUUAGCCGAAAUUAAUCCUUCUAUUAAAAUCUAUACGAUGAAAAAUCAUUUAGAAGGGGUAAGAAGAAUUGAGGAUUUAAUUGUUUCGACCGGAAAGGAAGCUUCUUUUGUUGUGAAACAAUUGAAACGGGGGAGCAGUCAAACAGCUGCAAUUCUGUGCUCGUCUGGAACUACUGGGCUUCCCAAAGGAGUUAGCAUGUCUCACGAGAGCAUAGUCAAUGCAGUAAUAUUCUCAUUUACAGAAGAUGACAAACUACUCUGCUUCAGUUCGAUUUAUUGGCUAUCUGGUAUUAUAAGUCUCCUGCAUGGAACUAUGAUUGGUUGUACGAGGGUUAUAACUGACCAGAAGUACGCACCAGAACUAUUUUUGAGAAUAAUUGAGCAGUACAGAGUUAAUGUAGUCUUUACUCCGCCUUCACAAAUGGCAACUGUCAUACGAUGUCCCGACUUUACGAGGACAGAUCUAAGAUGUCUAGAAACGUACUUCUGUGGUGGAAGUGCUGUGCCUUUUGCAGUUGUUCAAGAAUUUGCAGAGCAAGUAAAGAACUGCCAGAUUAUGGUUGGAUAUGGUAUGACCGAACUUGCUGGUGCAUGUAGUUUUGGUGUUCCUGUAAAACCUGGAGGAAACGGACAAUUGAUGUCUAAUGUAAAAGUUAAAAUUAUUGACGAUGAUGGAAACAAACUUGGAAUCGGUGAAAUGGGAGAAAUUUGCAUCAAGUGUCCCUUCAAAUGGGCCGGUUACUAUGGCAACCCUACUUCCACAAAUGAAAUAUACGAUCAAGAUGGCUACAUCCAUUCGGGUGAUCUUGGAUAUUUCGAUGAGAACGGAUUACUGUUGAUAGUUGACCGAAAAAAGGAUAUUUUGAAAUAUAACAAUUUUCACUUCUUCCCUACUGAAAUCGAACAGGUUAUUAUACAAAUUCCAGAUGUGGUUGAGGUUUGUGUCUGUGGAAUUCCUGAUAUUAUUUCGAGUUUCUUGCCAGCUGCAGCUGUCAUCAAAGUUCCUAAUAGCAAAUUAACUGAGGAUGAUAUUUUGAAGUAUGCAGCUGAAAAAAUGGCUCAUUUCAAACAUUUACAUGGUGGAGUUUAUUUCGUGGAUUCGUUGCCAAAAACCGCCUCUGGAAAAAAUAUUCGAGCUAAGGUCACUAAAAUUGUAGAAUUGUUAUAUAACCAAAGAAAGGGAUAAUAAUUAAUAUAAAAAAGAAAAACACAAUAAAUGUAAAUACUGAAAAAUGUUAAUAA